AUGAUAUAGAGUUUAGUAGUAUAGACCAAUUUUCAUAAGCAAAUGGAAAAAUUAAAAGGAUUUUUAGUUUCUGCUCGUAAUAUAUCACCAAUAGAGGCAGAAAAACCACAUAGAAAAACUUAAACACCUUUAAUAGGAUAACUAUAAUAAUCAAUUUAAUUUAGUGACGAGGAUGUAUAAAGUGUGAAUAUCAAUUAAAUUGAUGUUAAUUAAACGAAUUUUAAUGAUGAGUUUGUUUUAGGAAGAAAAUUAGGAGAAGGUACACAUGGAAUAGUAAAAUUGUGUUGGAAAAAAGACAAUCCAUAAAUGUUAUUUGCUGUAAAAAUAAUAAAAACAAUUGAUGAAGAACAAUUAGAAAUAGUUAGAUAAACAUUCAUAAAUUCUACAAUCAUAAAAAGUCCAUAUAUUGCAAAAUGUUACAAAUUAUAUAUAGAUAUAAAUGUAAUUUAUAUGUUAAUGGAAUAUGUACCAUAUCAAAAUUUAUAAACGAUAUUGUUAGAGAAAAAAAAGUUAAAAGAAUAAGAAGUAUAAAAAAUAGCAAAUGCAAUAUUAAAAAGUGUUAGAUGUUUACAUAGUUGUGGUGUAUGUCACAGAGAUAUUAAACCAGAUAACAUACUGGUAGAUUUGAAGUAUUUCAAUAGUUAUUCAAAGUGAUUGUUCAGUUAAAUUAAUCGAUUUUGGGGUAUCUAGAAGAUUUGUAACUUAUAAUAAUAGCACUUUUCGAUACGUAAAAAAUUAAAUGUUAACAGUCACUGGAAAUCUUAAUUAUCGUGCACCUGAAAUAAUGUUUAGUUAAUCUUAUGGAUAUAAUCAAUAGAUUGAUUUAUGGGCUAUAGGUGUUACAUUGUAUUAAUCUUUAACAGGUUCAUUACCAUUUAUUUCUGAAUACACAGGAGAGAUUGUAGCUUAGUUAUCAAAUAGGUAUAUAUUUAAUUUAAAUAUAUUCAAUUAGUAAUUCAAUGUAAUAAGCUUUUAAAUAAGAGGAGUUCUUAAAAUUAUCAUCAAGUUGCAGAGAUUUAAUAAAAAGACUUUUGAUGUGGAAUCCACUUAAAAGAUUAACAGCUUCUGAAGCAUUAAAACAUAUAUGGAUACCUAAUGCUUAAACUCCAAAAAAACCAUUAAUUAAAAAGUUUACAAAAGAUGAUAUGGAUACUAGCAGAAUUAGUUAAAAUAGUGAUAUUUUAAAUAAAUCAUUAAUUAAUAGUGCCACUAUUCUUAGUUAAGAAUUACAAAAUACUUUAAUUUUGAGCAAAUAAAUUGAUUCUAUUUUAGAAACCACUCAAAGUUCUGAUAUAAAUUUAAGAUUUUCUAUCAAAAUCAAAUAAGAUAAGGAUAUUUAAGAUUUCAAAUCUAAAUUAAGGUAAUUUAAAUUAGAAUCAUCAACUAAUAUUUAUAAUAGGGCCAAAUAAAAUGAAGCAAAUACAAUAUAAUUAGUUGGAGCCUUUGAUGAUAAGAACAGAAAUUCAAUUAAAUUAGAUGAAGAAGAUGAUAUAUUUGGUAUUAAAGUUUGUGGUAGUCACCAUUCUCUGACUUAAUUUGAUGAUCCAUUGUAAAUAGACUAAUAACCUUUAUAGAAUUAAUUGGAUCCUAAACUCUUGCAGGAACUCUCUAAAUUUAAUUUGUGAUUUAAUAUAUAUAAUAAUGAACUCUUCUAAAACUUCAAGAACUACGAAAGCAUUGCAUCUACUUCAUUUAGAACAAAAAAUCUCUAUUAAAAAUCAAUUUAAUAUACCUACAUUAAGAGAUUCUGUUCCAACUCUUUUAAAGCCAUAUACAUUAUCUCCUACAAAAUAAUCAUUUCAAAUGACAAAAUAACCACAAUAGUAUGGAUAUAGAAAACUAUCAAUAGAAAAGAAGAUCAUUUAAUUAAGAAAAGAUAUAAUGAAUUCUAAAUCAGGAAAAUCUAAAUAGUUAUUUCAAUCAUAAAAAUUGUAAAUUAAAGAAGGAUUUUAUGUCAUUGAUGUAAAAAGUGAUUUAAAAUCUAUGAGAUCUAAUGAUGAUCGAUCAGAUAAGAAAUUUAAAAUAUUUUAAAUUCCAAUAGCAAUUCAAGAUAAGAUUUCUAAGUCAUAAAAUUCAUAAGAAAAAUAAAUGUUACAAAUUCCCCAUUUAAAAUUUAGAGAUAAACAAUCUAUGGUAAUUGAUGAUGUUUAUAAUGAAACACCAAAAUGUUUAGCAUCAACAAAAUAACCUAGUGAACCUAAUUCACCUUAUUUUAUAAGAAAAUUAUAAUCAUAAUAAAUCACUCAAAGAAGUAUUAGUCAAGGAAAUUUUGAAAAAACAAAAUAAAAUAAAUGGAUAGCUUGGCCUUAAAAUUUAGAAGGCUGGAAUACUCAUACAAAUAAUCCUGAAGAAGAUCUACUAUUAUAACUACAUUAUUAUUGA
Messenger RNA from Paramecium sonneborni, 2382 nucleotides. The record is from the annotation of a GenBank genome assembly. Lineage: Eukaryota; Ciliophora; Oligohymenophorea; Peniculida; Parameciidae.